AUGAAAGUUAGCAUCAGAUCUCUCUCUCUCUCUCUCUCAUUCCCUUUCUCUCUUAUCCCUCGCAUUCCCUUUCUCUCUCCUCUCUCUGUCUUAUCUUUCUCUCUCCUCUCUCUGUCUCAUCUUUCUCUCUCUGUCUCAUCUUUCUCUCUACUCUCUCUCUGUCUCAUCUUUCUCUCUCUGUCUCAUCUUUCUCUCUCUGUCUCGUCUUUCUCUCCCUGUCUCGUCUUUCUCUCUCCUCUUUCUGUAUCAUCUUUCUCUCUCUGUAUCAUCUUUCUCUCCCUGUCUCGUCUUUCUCUCUCCUCUCCCUGUCUCGUCUUUCUCUCUCCUCUCCCUGUCUCAUCUUUUUCUCUCUGUCUCAUCUUUCUCUCUCUCUGUCUCGUCUUUCUCUCUCUGUCUCGUCUUUCUCUCCCUGUCUCGUCUUUCUCUCUCUUCUCCCUGUCUCGUCUUUCUCUCUCUUCUCCCUGUCUCGUCUUUCUCUCUUCUCUCUCUGUCUCAUCUAUCUCUCUACUCUCUCUCUGGUUGCAUUACUCCGCCGUGUCUAAUAAUUCGGAAAAAGUAAACAUCCAUCUUUUUUUCUUUCACUCUUUUUCUUUCUCUUCCUUUCUCGUUAUCUUUUUCUUUCUUUCUCAGUUUUUCUUUCUUUUUCUCCGUUUUUCUUUCUUUUUCUCCGUUUUUCUUUCUUUUUCUCUGUUUUUCUUUCUUUUUUCCCGUUCUCUUUCUUUCUCUCCGUUUUUCUUUUUCUCCGUUUUUCUUUCUCUUUCUCCGUUUUUUUUCUCUUUCUCCGUUUUUCAACAUUUUCCGUUUUUCUCUUUUCUCCGUUUUUCUCUUUUCUCCGUUUUUCAACUUUCUCCGUUUUUCAACUUUCUCCGUUUUUCAACUUUCUCCGUUUUUCUCCGUUUUUCUCCGUUUUUCUCUUUCUCCGUUUUUCUCCGUUUUUCUCUUUCUCCGUUUUUCUCCGUUUUUCUCUUUCUCCGUUUUUCUCCGUUUUUCUCUUUCUCCGUUUUUUCCCGUUUUUCUUUUUCCGUUUUUCUCUUUUCUCUCUCUCGUUUUUUCUUUUUUUUCUCUCUCUCUUCGUUUUUUCUUUUUCUCUCUCUUUCGUUUUUCUUUUUUUUCUCUCUCUCUUCGUUUUUCUCUUUUUUUCUCUCUCUCUUCGUUUUUCUCUUUUUUUCUCUCUCUCUCUCCGUUUUUCUCUUUUUUUCUCUCUCUCGCCGUUUUUCUCUUUUUUUCUCUCUCUCUCUCUCGCCGUUUUUCUCUUUUCUUUUCUCUCUCUCUCUCUCCGUUUUUCUCUUUUUUUCUCUCUCUCUCUCGCCGUUUUUCUCUUUUUUUCUCUCUCUCUCUCCGUUUUUCUCUCUCUUUCUUUCUCUUUCUUUCUCGAUUUUCUAA
Molecule: messenger RNA, 1383 nt
Organism: Acanthosepion pharaonis
Lineage: Eukaryota; Metazoa; Mollusca; Cephalopoda; Sepiida; Sepiidae
Source: the annotation of a GenBank genome assembly